Molecule: messenger RNA, 3387 nt
Organism: Rhinopithecus roxellana (golden snub-nosed monkey)
Lineage: Eukaryota; Metazoa; Chordata; Mammalia; Primates; Cercopithecidae
Product: astrotactin-2
Exons: 18
Coding region: 148-3387 (1079 amino acids)
Biological process (GO): neuron cell-cell adhesion; neuron migration
Source: RefSeq, a predicted model, not a curated record
CGGAGCUGGGGGCUGCUGGCGAGCGGUUCUCUCCGCUCCUUAGCUCGGGCGUCCUGGUUCGCUUCGGCGUCCGCCGUCUCCGCCGCUGCCUCCUCUUCCUCCUUCGCCACCGCCGCCGCCACCCGCAGCACCGCAGCCCCUCCCGCCAUGGCCGCCGCCGGCGCCCGGCUCAGCCCUGGCCCCGGCUCGGGGCUCUGGGGGCGGCGGAGGCUCCGCUUCCACCCGGGGCCGCCGCCACUGCCGCCGCUGCUGCUGCUGUUCCUGCUCCUGCUGCCGCCGCCGCCGCUGCUGGCCGGCGCCACCGCCGCUGCCUCGCAGGAGCCCGACAGCCCGUGCCGGCUGAAGACCGUCACGGUGUCCACACUGCCCGCCCUGCGGGAGAGCGACAUCGGCUGGAGCGGCGCCCGCGCCGGGGCCGGGGCUGGGACCGGGGCCGGAGCCGCCGCCGCCGCCGCGUCCCCGGGCUCUCCUGGCUCUGCCGGCACAGCCGCCGAGUCGCGCCUCCUGCUCUUUGUGCGCAACGAGCUGCCGGGGCGCAUCGCGGUGCAGGACGAUCUGGACAACACCGAGCUGCCCUUCUUCACCCUGGAGAUGUCUGGCACAGCGGCGGACAUCUCGCUGGUGCACUGGAGACAGCAGUGGCUGGAGAAUGGCACCUUGUACUUCCACGUCUCCAUGAGCAGCUCCGGGCAGCUGGCCCAAGCCACCGCCCCCACUCUCCAGGAGCCCUCGGAGAUUGUUGAGGAGCAGAUGCACAUCCUCCACAUUUCUGUGAUGGGUGGCCUCAUCGCGCUGCUGCUGCUGCUGCUGGUGUUCACCGUGGCGCUGUACGCCCAGCGACGUUGGCAGAAGCGUCGCCGCAUCCCCCAGAAGAGCGCAAGCACAGAAGCCACUCAUGAGAUCCACUACAUCCCAUCUGUGCUGCUGGGUCCCCAGGCGCGGGAGAGCUUCCGUUCCUCCCGGCUGCAAACCCACAAUUCCGUCAUCGGCGUGCCCAUCCGGGAGACUCCCAUCCUGGAUGACUAUGACUGUGAGGAGGACGAGGAGCCACCUAGGCGGGCCAACCAUGUCUCCCGCGAGGACGAGUUUGGCAGCCAGGUGACCCACACUCUGGAUAGUCUGGGACGUCCAGGGGAAGAGAAGGUGGACUUUGAGAAGAAAGGGGGAAUCAGCUUUGGGAGAGCCAAGGGGACGUCGGGCUCUGAGGCAGACGAUGAAACGCAGCUGACGUUCUACACGGAGCAGUACCGCAGUCGCCGCCGCAGCAAAGGUUUACUGAAAAGCCCAGUGAACAAGACAGCCCUGACAUUGAUUGCUGUGAGCUCCUGCAUCCUGGCCAUGGUGUGUGGCAGCCAGAUGUCUUGUCCCCUCACUGUGAAGGUGACUCUGCAUGUGCCCGAGCACUUCAUAGCAGAUGGAAGCAGCUUCGUGGUGAGUGAAGGGAGCUACCUGGAUAUCUCCGACUGGUUAAACCCGGCCAAGCUUUCCCUGUAUUACCAGAUCAAUGCCACCUCCCCAUGGGUGAGGGACCUCUGUGGACAAAGGACGACAGACGCCUGUGAGCAGGUCUGCGACCCAGAAACCGGAGAGUGCAGCUGCUAUGAAGGCUAUGCCCCUGACCCUGUUCACAGACACCUGUGUGUGCGCAGUGACUGGGGACAGAGUGAAGGACCUUGGCCCUACACGACACUCGAGAGGGGCUAUGAUCUGGUGACAGGGGAGCAAGCCCCUGAAAAGAUUCUCAGGUCUACUUUCAGCUUGGGCCAAGGCCUCUGGCUUCCUGUCAGCAAAAGCUUUGUGGUUCCGCCUGUGGAGCUGUCCAUCAACCCCCUGGCCAGCUGCAAGACCGAUGUACUCGUCACGGAAGACCCUGCAGACGUCAGGGAAGAAGCCAUGCUGUCCACAUACUUUGAAACCAUCAAUGACCUGCUGUCCUCCUUCGGGCCAGUUCGUGACUGCUCUCGGAACAAUGGGGGCUGCACUCGUAACUUCAAGUGUGUAUCUGACCGGCAGGUGGACUCCUCAGGAUGUGUGUGCCCCGAGGACCUGAAACCCAUGAAGGAUGGCUCUGGCUGCUACGACCACUCCAAAGGCAUUGACUGCUCUGAUGGUUUUAAUGGCGGCUGUGAGCAGCUGUGUCUGCAGCAGACGCUGCCUCUGCCCUACGAUGCCACUUCAAGCACCAUCUUCAUGUUCUGCGGUUGCGUGGAGGAGUACAAACUGGCUCCUGAUGGAAAAUCCUGCUUAAUGCUCUCAGAUGUCUGCGAGGGCCCCAAGUGCCUCAAACCUGACUCCAAAUUCAAUGAUACCCUCUUUGGAGAGAUGCUACAUGGUUACAACAACCGGACCCAGCAUGUGAACCAAGGCCAAGUCUUCCAGAUGACCUUUAGGGAGAACAACUUCAUCAAGGACUUUCCCCAGCUGGCCGACGGGCUGUUGGUGAUCCCGCUGCCGGUGGAGGAGCAGUGCCGGGGGGUCCUCUCCGAGCCCCUCCCGGACCUCCAACUGCUCACUGGAGAUAUCAGGUAUGACGAGGCUAUGGGUUACCCCAUGGUGCAGCAGUGGCGAGUCCGGAGCAACCUCUACCGUGUGAAACUCAGCACUAUCACCCUCUCAGCAGGCUUCACUAACGUUCUCAAGAUCCUGACCAAGGAGAGCAGUCGGGAGGAGCUGCUGUCCUUCAUCCAGCACUAUGGCUCCCACUACAUCGCAGAGGCCCUUUAUGGCUCAGAGCUCACCUGCAUCAUCCACUUUCCCAGCAAGAAGGUCCAGCAGCAGCUGUGGCUCCAGUAUCAGAAAGAGACCACAGAGCUGGGCAGCAAGAAGGAGCUCAAGUCCAUGCCCUUCAUCACCUACCUCUCAGGUUUACUAACAGCCCAGAUGCUGUCAGAUGACCAGCUCAUUUCAGGUGUGGAGAUUCGCUGUGAAGAGAAGGGCCGCUGUCCAUCUACCUGUCACCUUUGCCGCCGGCCAGGCAAGGAGCAGCUGAGCCCCACACCAGUGCUGCUGGAAAUCAACCAUGUGGUGCCACUUUAUACCCUCAUCCAAGACAACGGCACAAAGGAGGCCUUCAAGAGUGCACUGAUGAGUUCUUACUGGUGCUCAGGGAAAGGAGAUGUGAUCGAUGACUGGUGCAGGUGUGACCUCAGCGCCUUUGAUGCCAGUGGGCUCCCCAACUGCAGCCCCCUUCCGCAGCCGGUGCUGCGGCUGUCCCCAACAGUGGAGCCCUCCAGUACUGUGGUUUCCUUGGAGUGGGUGGAUGUUCAGCCGGCUAUUGGGACCAAGGUUUCUGACUAUAUUCUGCAGCAUAAGAAAGUGGAUGAAUACACAGACACUGACCUGUACACAGGUAGGUACAUGAGUUCCCAUUUUCUUGGGAUGGUAUGA